Molecule: messenger RNA, 2999 nt
Organism: Gopherus evgoodei (Goodes thornscrub tortoise)
Lineage: Eukaryota; Metazoa; Chordata; Testudines; Testudinidae
Exons: 15
Coding region: 36-2672 (878 amino acids)
Source: RefSeq, a predicted model, not a curated record
CUGACGCUGCCUCUUUGGCAUGUGUUCUUCUGGCAAUGCUCCUACUCCUGUCCUCUUUUUCUCCAUUGCCUGCCCCAGGAGAUUUGUGGCUGGAUCUGCCAUUGCAGAGAGUUCGGCGUGGCAAGCAGACUGCCUCCUCCAAGGAUACCCAUCCCUUACCCUGCAUCCCCAACCCUAUUGUGUGUUUGAAUGUGGGAGAUACCAUCCUUUUCCAGCUCACCAUCCAUCCCCGCAAUCGCACUUCCAGCCACUACCCCAUCUAUCAGAAACAACAUCUGUACAACAGCAACCCUGUCUGGGAUUUUGGUCCUUUCCGAAGACUGGACCACCUUAUUCGGGAGACUCACCUCAACAUCUCCAGGUUUGCCCAUGUUUUCCUAGAUCCUGGGAGAUACGUUUUCAGGGAUAGCACCGUCCAGGAGCGUAUCUUGAUUGUGGCUGUAAAUGAGGAGAACAUGGGCUGUGACCCUGUCAAUGCUUCCUUCCAGCCCUCCUCUCCAUACCAGCUGGCCAGACAUGGCGUUCUGAAACAUCAUGCACUAAAUUUAGCUCCUGACUGGGCAACUAUCUCAGCAGUGCUCUUUGUCCUGGGCUUCUUGAUGGUUGUGCUGAUGACCCUGGCUAUCAUGCUGAGACCCCCCAUUUUUAGCCCCAGUCCCAUGAACAACUGGAAGCCACGGUGGAGGAGCCUGAGUGAGCCACACAUCCCACCUGAGUACAUCCUCAUUAAAGACAGCCUUCAGUUCUAUGAAGCCCUUGGUCCCCGGGGUUCUGGAAGAGGAGCUGAUGCUGGAGAGAAAGGAGUUAUCCAUGGUCCAGGCCAGCAGCCCGCACUGAGGGACCUGGAAGAUUUCAGCGUCCGCACCCUAUAUGAUAAACUGGAGGACCAAAACCUUCACCUGGCUUCUCAGAUGGCAAAACACAGGGUGGAUGUGUUGGCCUUUUACAGGGCGAUCAGCCAGAGGAUCCAGGGUCUGAUGGACAUGGUGCAAACUCUGGACUCUGAAGGGCUGAAAGUCCUCUCCAGGCAAAGCAUCUCAGUGCAUAGAACCCAGGGGAGCACCCAGGCGGCCAUGGGCAUUGGGCGAAAUGACGAAUUGACCAGCAGAGACUUUCAAGCAAUGGGCCACACAGGUGCUGAGUGGCGAGAGGCAACAGAGUUAAUGAAAGCUCUGAAAAUCCUACUUGGUAAAGUCCAUUAUGAGAAGACAAUUGUGAAGCAAGAGCCAUCACAGCACAUACAGGGACAGGAUAGGACGGCAGAAGCCAGCCUGGCCAGUCAAAGGAAAGCAGGAGCAGAGGGAGGGCAGGUGAAGAACAGCCUACCCAAAAUGGACCUCUGUAUUAUUCCCAAUGGCUUGUGUCUCUGUCCAUGUCUAUAUACUUGGGCCUUGUUUGUCAUACAGGAUCCUGGCGGGCUCCAGCACUACGGAUGCUCCAAUAAGAAAGGCCCCUUUGUCACCUGCGAAGAACAAGGUCUAGGUCCUCAGCCUGGGAGGACCAUGCUGGCCUGUCUGACUGAGCUUGAGGUGGAGAGUCUGAUGGCAACUUCCCCCCUUGCCAGGACCCUGCGUGAGAUCAGGCAGGCUUUGGAGAAGCAGCAGCAGUGUCCUAUUGCUUCUGCUGCAGAGGCAUAUUUGAGAGACAGUUCUCUGAGGUCCACCAGGAAUUCACUGGUCGCCACAGAUCUGGCCAGCUUGUCCCCUCGCCAGUUUGUGGUUUACCACUUUGGCUGCACUGUGAUUCGCCUGCUAAGCAGGGCCUGCUCCCACCCGGCUGUGGUACUCAUGUUGGCUCAGACAGUCCCAGACCAAAGCCCAGAAGGGGUCCAAGAGGGUCUCCAAAGCCCUGGAGAUUCCUACUAUGAUGCCACCAACAGGUUCCUGUAUAUAUGUUCAGCACGCCUGGAGAAUGCUGGGGAAUUUAUAUCCAUCCUGCUGAAUGCUAUGGCAUGGAUCAAAGCAGGAUCUACAGCAGCUGCCACUGCUCAUUCUUGCUUUCAGGUGGAACUCAACAAAGGCAUCACAGCUCUAGCCAAUGCCUUUUUCCAGUGUUCCUGGGGAGCAGUAGAGAAGGAUCCUGCAGAAGAUAAACGAUCUACUUGCUUUGACUCCCAGACAAUAUUUGAAGAACUUCUGAGCAUCCGAAUGUCGCCAGAUCCCCAGUUCCUUGAGAAAUCCCAACAUGAAAGGUUGCAAAAUUACCAACAUUUUCAGCUUCAGACGGAGAUUCAGGAUAUGAUGGAAAGUUCAAGGAGAAAAGGAGCAAUGAAGUGGAGUGGUGAGGGGGAUAAGAGAAAUGCAGAUUCCUCUGGCAUUCAGGUUGCAAAGCUAGAGAAGAUGCUGGAUGGUCUGAAUGAGGAGUUCUUCCAGCUCACAGUGCAGGCCUUGGCAAUACAGAAGGAGGAGGAACUACUGGACCAGAAGCUCAGAAUCCGGGAGGAAUCAUUUGCGACGCUGGGCAGGAUUCAUGAGGAGGAAGCACAACACUUCACAGAGCAGCUGGAAUCCUGGGCUGCAAAGAGAGACCAGGCCCAGUUGCUGGAAAUUAAGAAGAGCUGUGUUGCUCAGAGAAUUAAAGACACAGAAUCUGAGCUCUUUCAUCUUCUGCAAACCACAGCAGACACCAGCUUAUCUCCUGAAGGAGUCCAGCAAUCCUUUCGUACCAGCUAAAAGCAUCCAACUGAUGAUGUUCCAUCAUUGCUGUGUUGAACAGACCUGUGAAAACAUAGGCACCUAUUUUCCAUGGGACAUUCAUACAUGUACAUACACACAGUGACAUGCUGGUACAUAUAUGAGGCUACACAACCUUCAACCCACACAUAAGCAUCAUGUGGGUUAUAUGGGCACAUACUGGCGAUAAAUAUAUGCACAGAAACAAAGACACUAAUGGAUACAGUUUGAUACAAAUACAUAUGUUCAUGAACAUAGGUGUUCACAUAUACACUGAUAGAAGCAUGCUGUAGUUCCUACAUAUAUAUACUCUUUACAGCUGUGAAG